This is a messenger RNA of Xyrichtys novacula (pearly razorfish), 5008 nucleotides long. NCBI's taxonomy places the organism in Eukaryota, Metazoa, Chordata, Actinopteri, Labriformes, Labridae. The record is from the annotation of a GenBank genome assembly.
AUGACUUCGACAAAUAUGUUCCAAGGACUGGACACCGGUUCCAAACCGAGUUCGAGGUGACUAAAUAUUAAAGAUAAGACUUUCAAACGCAGAGUUUAGAUGUUUUUAAGUGUGUCGGUCAGCUCUAAAAGUAGGUUAACGCUGUGUGACAAAAGCUCCUCAUUCUUUUUCCGCCUCUGCUUUCUAACAUAUCACUAACACUUGGCUAAGUUACGAGGAUAUUUACAGCGUCUUAUCUAAGUGCUCUCUAAAGCUGGGGGAGUUUUGUAAAGUUGUGUCGCAUUAGCUAAUUAAAGAUAACAAGAAUUAGCCUUGAAGCUAACAGGCGUUGUCUGCUGCCCUGCGGAAGUGUGAAAUCCUCCUCAGACUGCUCCUCUUUGUUUCUACAUGAGCCUCUGCUCGGCUGCAAAGAUUGGUAAUUUCCUGCUUUAGGACUCCACAGACUCAGCUCUCAGUCAUCUUUGAGAUUUACUGAGGUUCACAUGUGCUGUGGCUUUUAAUUAGGUGUUAAAUUACAGCUACAUGUUAAACACACAGGAGGGUUUUUAGACGCAUGGCGCCACACCGGCUCUAUAAGCAAACCUGUUAUUAGGCUGCGGCUGGAGCUCCACUCUAUAACAUACAUGUACAUCUGAGUUAUACUGUGGGAGUUUCUAAUGUGUCAGCCUGUGUGUUUAUAUCAGGGCCCGACCGAGAUGGAUUUUUGGGGGCCGAUACUGAUUGUCGGGCCCUAGUUUAUAUCAUUAUUAACCUCAAGACAUUGUUUUCCUUUAGUUUGGUAAGGGUUAACAUCAUUGGAUAAGUGACUGGUUUAGUGAAAUAGAUCAGCAAUGAACUGUUUUAGUCAUAGAUUAAUUAACCAAUCACAACCUCAAUUCGGAAAGAGUAAGUAUGCUGUAUAAAAUGUUUAUUUUCUUGGCUCCGGAUCAUUUAAGAUACAAAUACAACUCCAACUUCAAGAGUUGAAAUUGGAGUUGUAUUUGUGUUAGGGCUGGGCGAUAAAACCAUUACGAUAUAGCUCGAAAAUUUAUUUCCCCCAAUAUCAAUAUUAAACAUGGUCAAUAUGCUUUUCAAUAGUUGAUAUUCUGCUAUGUUUUGGUAGACUAUACGAGUAGUAGGGCUGGGAUGAUAUACUUCUCCCCCGAAUCGAUUCUUUUAUGAUUUUUUGAUGCCGAUUUGAUUUAAAUUGCAAUUCUACGAUAUUGUUGAUUUUCUCAAUUUUUAAGGUCCUCACGCACCGGGAAUGACACAAAUAUACUGAGCAAAAUCACGAACUAUUCAGAGGCGAAUUUUUACAUUUUGAAUUUUGCAAACAUAAAAUUUCUGAAGUUACUUAGCUAAUGAAUAGCCAAUGAAAAGGGGAGUUUCUCCAGGUCCACUUCGCUCUGAACCAAUCAUGUGCUGAAUUAGAACCAAGUAGCAAACAGCUGCAUAGUAGCAGACAGCAGCUACACCCAACCAUAACACUUUAACAGAGCAACGCCUUACGACAAAACAUCAAAGAGACACACAGACCUCACAGACGCAGGAGAUUAUUGUGUUGGAAAAGACAUGAGACCAAUAAACACUGUUAGAGUUCAUUUUUAUAUAUUGUGAUAUAUAUCGAUAUCAACUGAUAUGAAAAAAUAUAUCAUGUUAAACUUUUUCCCAGAUCGCCCAGCCCUAAUUUGUAUGUUGAAUUUGUGGUGGUAGAUUAGUUUGAACUGUUUAUGAAGGAUCAUAUUUGCACAAAGUCAUUGAUCCAAACCUGAUCCUACAAACAUGACCCUUUAUUCUGUAUAUUUCAGGGUGUUGCAGCCGCCCGGAGGUGGCUCCAGUAACCUGUUUGGAGGCUACGAAGAUGAUGCCGGAGCUUCAAGAAAACCCAAUAAGAUGGCCUCUAAAGUUUUUGCCCCACCAGAAGCGCCUGAGAGGGCGCCCAGACGCUCCAAUCCUCCAGGUCAGACCUGAUGACUGUGCAGAGUCGGACCGGUCAAAGUAUCUCUCAGUGUUCAGGCAGAGAAAUCUGUAACUACAGUGUGAUAACUCCAAAGUAAACACAAACUGGUCACUGUUUUCAGACCUUUACUCUGAUUUACUCCAGAUUCUGUGGAGGAUGUAACAUUUACUGUAGUGGAGAGUGUUUUUAGUUCAGUCUGCUGCCUCCAAACAAAGACUGCAGAGUCACCCUGACUAUCUGCUCUCUGGAUCUGCCACAUUUGCAUCCCUGAGAUGGUCUGUUCCCUCAGUGUAGUCUCUGUUCAGUAUAUCAUAACCAAACCAAAGGAGAGUGUACUGGACUGGCCUUCACUCUGAAGAGCUGCUUUAAUGACACAGUUUCAACCCUAACUCAUGUUCUGAUGGUACCUUCUUCAGGUGGGAAGAGUAGUGGAAUAUUUGGAGAACCUGAACCUCCAGCUCAAACACAGAGACCCAUCCCUCCAGGCGGACCAUCCAGCAACAUAUUCGGAGCUGCAGAGGGUGCACCCGUCCUGAGCCCAAGCAGAGGUCAUCCAAACAAGCCAAAGGUAGGCUGUGAUGUAGUUUGACGUGAACGUUAUUACUUCUGAUAUUAACCCCCGUUAUACUCUGACUGUUGAGACCACGUCAGCUCCUGAGCUUUAUCUCACCACUACGUCACUCCCUGCUGUGGCAGAAGGGUCCAAAAGUCGAUUUACAACCUAUCUUAUCAUUUAUUCGUCCUCCACAUCCUAUAAGGAGUCCAGUCUGACUCCUCAAUACAUGAAUCAAUACAGUUUGUGCAACUCAGACAGCUGAGUCUGUUUCCUCUGACGACCCAAACUGUCACAUUAUACGAUGGUUAGUUUCCUCUGUCGGAGGUUAGUGUCGGUGUUCGUUCCUCAUACAGCUGUUUGUUUGCAGCCCAGAACACGCAGCAGGUCAGGAUGUUUAUCCCUGCUGGCAAAAAGGAAUUUUAAGGAGAUUUUGGAUAAGCUUUUUUUCAGCUCAGCAGCACUUCACGGCGCUCUGCUGCAGGUCGAGAGGUCUCAUUUACUCAAAUUAGGGCAAAUUUACUCAUUUCAUCAGUAUUCAUGUUUGUUUCUCCACAGAGAACCUAAAAUGAUGACGGACAGACAGACAACCGCUAAACAGUUUCCCUCUGUGUCAUUUUAUCCUAAUGAGUGAAAUAAUCUGUUAAUAAAUCAGAUCGGUGCAGUCCUCCUCCUCUUUAGAGUAAAUCUGUCAUGUUACACAUUUUUCUGGAGAUUUUCUGGCUGCAGACUCAGACCGCUCCGAGUCAGAGUUUUUGCUCACUCGCCUGCCGAGACACGUUUGAUCCUUUCUUCAGAGCUCAUGUGAUAAGAGUCUCUGCUCAGCCACAUCAGCGCGCUCUGAUCUAAAUAUACCACAGCUGAACUUCCAUCAGGGUUCUCUGAUGAAUCUAUUUUGAGUGUUUUUAUGAAAUCAAGAAGAAAUAACCCAAAUUAAUUUUGCUUUUUUUGUUGCAGGACAAUCUAAGCGUGGGAUCUGAACCCGAAUCACCAGGUGAGCUUUUUCCCUUCAGGAAUAAUUCUGGUGUUAGGAGACAGAAAACAGAUAUUCUGUUUUAAAUGAAAUGAUUAGAGAAAUAAAGAUUUAUUGAAGUGUAUGAUGAAAACAGGAGCAGUGAGAGAUGAAGUAAAGAAGUGUGGAUGUUGUUGAGGGUGAAGCUGGGCUGCAGUGGGACCCCGGUGUCGUCAGUCUGGUCUCCUCAGUGGAAGCGUUUUGAUCCGUUCAGUUUGUUCUCCAGGGAGAAUCGGCGCCGCUCACAUACGGUAGUGUCUCUUUAAGUGGUCGGACCCACGACGAAUCAGAGAAAUGCAGCAUGUGAUGGAGCGCAGAGCUGCAGGGGAGUGAGCUGACGGUCUGUAGAGAGGAAGGUCGGAGUAAACAGGGUCAGGGGUCUGCUGUGGACAGGUGUCUGAGGGACUCUGUGAAAAUAUUUAACAAGAAUCGAAGUUUUAUAUCGUCGUGUUAAAGUUCUCCUGCUGGAGGCCUCUGCUGAGUCUCUGUAUUUAUUUCUGUUAUUUCUGCUGUGUUCUCUCUCUGUGAUGUGAGGAUUGUCUGUUUUAUCUUCUGUUACAAACCAAACUGCCUUUUGGGGACAAUCAAGAAUUUUAAAUCACAUGAAAACUAAAAGAAUGAGACACGAUCAGCACUGAGGGGCUGAAAUAAACAGUCAAACCAACGAAGAGCAGGAUGACAGUUAGAGAGGAGUUAACCCACCUCUCUGCAGCAGAAACAGCCAUCUUUGUUGGUCAUGACUGAAGGGCGCUCCUUUGUGGUCAUUUUAAACAGCUGAGGACUGUGAUUGGUCCAGUGGAUCUGAAGUCUGCAGGAAUCUCUCUAGAGAGAGCGAGCGGCUGCAGAUCCACCUGACAGGAAAACUGAGAGGAUGGAUCUGGAAACUCUCUGAGGUCUAACCCCAAACCGCCCCGACACACUCACAGCUGUGGAGAGCGCCUUAAUGGAAAUGGGAGGGUAUAAACAAGACGGGCGAGAAUAUGACGCCCUCCUCACUCUACUGGACAACAUAAAGAUUCAUCACCAUAGCAACACAAAGACGCGUCCUGUGCAUGGCAGCGUUUCUAUUAAACAGACAUCAUGUUCAGUUCUGAUCCGUCCGCCUCGUUUCUUCAUCCUCCCAGUAAAAUCAUAAAUCCAGGAACCAUCACAGAGACAGGAACUAACUGUAGGUUUUUUUAACUGCGUUGUCACUAACAGACAUUUGUGUCCCCUCCCAGCACCUGUAGCCAAAGCCAGCCCACCUGAAGUGACUGAAGAAGCGGCCCCCCCAGCCCCUGUGCCGGCCCAGGAGGAGCCUGUUGCUCAGGCUGCAGCCGCUCCUGCUCCUCCUUCUCCUCAGCCCGAGUCCUCCUCCUCCCCCUCCUCCUCUUCCUCCCCUCCUCCUCAGAGCGCAGAGACCGACCAGCUGAAGAACCACGAGCCUCACCUGGGACCCAAGCCUCGCUCACACAACAGGGUCCUGAACCCUCCUGGAGGAAAGUCCAGUGUGGUAUUCUACUGA